CACAAAUAAAGUGAAAGAACGAUUAAGUAGAGAAAAUCUUACACAUCAUUCAAAAUGGAAGGAUCAGGAUGCACAAAAUUACUCAUUUCCGCAACUAACCGAACAGGAGCGUCGUGAUAUCACCUUCGGAAUAUUUCAAGUGAAGCAAGCUUCGUCUUAUGUUCAAGAACAUUUAAAGCCAUCAGCAGCUUUUCCUCAAGAUUCUGAGUUUACGAUACAAACAGCGGACAAUGUUGACGAUUUAGUAAAAGUUCGGUAUCAAUCACGUCAUUCUAAUAGUGAGAUAUAUAACACAUAUAUUGAAUAUAACAACGGCAUUCUAAAUCCAGUUUCCGGAUGGUUUUGCGCUUGUACAGCUGGCGAACGAACUGUCGGUUGCUGCAGUUACAUCGCUGCCACUUUGUGGCACUUUUCCUUGAAUCAGACGGCUAUCCAUGCCAUUAAUCAAUCACUAAAUAAUUAUCCUAAUCUUGUAGAAGAUGCUUUACAGUUUUCUGAUUACGAGAAUUCGUCCGACGAGGACGAUGACACAAUGUUGUAUCAAAUAAACUUGAGCUAA
Messenger RNA from Didymodactylos carnosus, 559 nucleotides. NCBI's taxonomy places the organism in Eukaryota, Metazoa, Rotifera, Eurotatoria, Philodinida, Philodinidae. The record is from the annotation of a GenBank genome assembly.